Molecule: messenger RNA, 1309 nt
Organism: Ziziphus jujuba (common jujube)
Lineage: Eukaryota; Viridiplantae; Streptophyta; Magnoliopsida; Rosales; Rhamnaceae
Product: 11-beta-hydroxysteroid dehydrogenase-like 4A
Exons: 5
Coding region: 1-1092 (363 amino acids)
Molecular function (GO): oxidoreductase activity
Source: RefSeq, a predicted model, not a curated record
AUGGAUUUGUUUCACAAGUUGAUGAACAUUCUACUUCCUCCCCUAACACUUAUUCUACUCAUUUUCUUCCUUCCACCUUUCCUAACUUUCAAGCUUCUUCGUUUCGUGAAAAGAUCCAUAAUUUCCAGCGACGACGUUUCUGGAAAAGUAGUAUUAAUCACAGGAGCAGCUUCUGGCAUUGGAGAGCAACUUGCUUAUGAGUAUGGUAGAAGAGGAGCAUUGUUGGUUCUUGUUGAUAUCAAUGAGGAAAAUUUGGCAACAGUUUGUAGUAAAGCAUGUUCUCUUGGCUCCCAAGAUGCUAUUUCCAUUGUAGCAGAUAUUUCAAAACUUGAAGACUGUAAGAGGUUUAUAAACGAAGCAAUUAACCAUUUUGGCCGAUGUAAGCUUGCAUUUCUUGACCGUAUGUAUGUGUUAUGUAUGAGUGUAUGCCAAUAUGUAUAUGUUCUGUUUCUUGUGUAUAUUUGCAAUAAAAUAACAAAUUUCUCUAACUGCCAAAAAAUGGUUUUUCCUUUUCUGUUUUCAUGCAAAAAAGUGGAUCAUUUGGUGAACAAUGCUGGCAUAGCAAGAGAUGGCGUGUUUAAGAAUGUAGAACAAAUUUCUGAUAUUGUUCCUGUUAUGGAUGUCAAUUUCUGGGGUACAGUUUACAGUACCCACUUUGCACUGCCACACCUGCUAAAGGCCAAAGGGAAGAUAGUAGUGAUUGCUUCUACUUGUGGAUGGUACCCUCUUCCAAGAUUGAUCAUCUACAACGCAAGCAAAGCUGCUCUUAUAAGCUUCUUCGACACUUUGAGAGCAGAACUUGGUUGGGAUAUUGGCAUUACCAUUGUGACUCCUGGGGUUAUCAAGACUAAAUUGACACAAGGGGAUCUUUUGCAACCAGUUCCAGCAGAGUCAGCAGAAGGAUGUGCCAAGGCAAUAGUGAAGAGUGCUUGUAGGGGAGACAUGUAUUUGACAGAACCAUCUUGGAUCAGAGUCCUGGUUCCUCUGAAGGUUUUUUGUCCUGAGCUUGUUGACAUUGGAAAUAGAUGGUUUUCUCGCUUGAAGAUCAAAUCUUCAUUCCUAUCUUCCCAAUCCCAGCUCAAGGUCGAAUAGGUCCACGAUUUUCUUUUCAAAGUUUGAAGCCUAUUUUUUUAAUUGCCUUGGAUUUUAGUUUUUUUUUUUUUUUUUUUUUUUUUUUGGGGAAAUUUCCCACCAUGUAUCCAAUAAAAUAACAAUGGGGAUUCAUAAAUUAGUGCAAUGCAAUUUUUGCAGUGUUUGGAAUGAUUUGGAAACUUGAAAAGUUGUAAUGUACCUCCCAAACUUAGCUAAA